Cercopithifilaria johnstoni is the source of this 1491-nucleotide messenger RNA. The record is from the annotation of a GenBank genome assembly. Lineage: Eukaryota; Metazoa; Nematoda; Chromadorea; Rhabditida; Onchocercidae.
AUGACGGAUGUUCGACAUGAAGAAGAUAGCAAAAGUUCUCUUCCUAAUAGUUUGUUAAAACAUAUAUCGGAUGAAUUAUGUUACCAUGGAUUCCUUCCUCGUGAAGAUCUCCCGUAUUUGUUAGAGCAGGUGGGAGAUUUUCUAAUUCGAAUUACUCAGUUGAAACCAGGUGAUCCAUGUGAACUUGUUUUAUCGUUGCGUGUUUCCGACAAAAAUUCGCCAGCUUCAAUUAGACAUGUAGUAAUACAUCGAAUGAAAGGAAAGGAUGGCAAAAUUGAAUGGCUAACAAGUCAAGAAAAUAGAUUUAAUUCUCUUAAAGAACUCAUUGAUACAUAUGUCUCUGGCAAGAAACCAAUCAAUCCUGAGAUUAAAACAUCUCAAUUAAUUCGACCAAUAGCACGACAAUCGUGGGAAUUUCUACAUGAAAAUAUUACAUUAAAAAAUAUGCUUGGAGAAGGACAGUUUGGUGAAGUUCGAGCAGCUGAAGCAUUAAUUGAUGGCAAAAAAAUACCUGUAGCUGUUAAAAUUGCAAAAACAAUAAGUGAUAAGAAGCAUAUACAACAGGUUAAGGAAAAAAUAAAGGAAAUGAUGCACGAAGCACGAUUAAUGCGAUAUUUUGAUCAUGAAAAUGUUAUUAAGAUGCAUGGAGUUGCUGUUUGCCGUGAACCAUUAAUGAUUAUCAUUGAAAUGAUAAACGGUGGCUGUUUAACAGAUGUAUUGGAAUCUCGAAAAGGAAAUGUUUAUGAAAAUGAAAAAAUUGAAAAUAUGUCACUCGGAUCAGCCCGUGGUCUUGAAUAUAUCCAUUCGCAAAAAAUCAUUCAUCGAGAUAUUGCAGCUCGUAAUGUGCUAUAUACGGAAAAUCGGGUAGCAAAAAUUAGUGAUUUUGGAAUGUCCAGAUAUGGUGAAUUUUAUGAAAUGUCAAAAGGGAACAAAAAAGUACCAUUGAAAUGGACAGCACCAGAAAGUAUGGUAACAUAUCAGUAUACGCCUAAAACGGAUGUCUUCUCGUAUAGUAUUUUGCUAUGGGAAAUUUUUUCGGAUGGUGAAGAACCAUAUAAAGGGAUGACAAGUAUCGAAGUAAAACGAAUGAUCUCAUGCGGUGAACGCUUAAAAAAACCGGAAGGAUGUCCCGAUUUUAUGUAUCAUUUAAUGGAAAAAUGUUGGAAUCAAAAUCCGGAUAAUCGAUGCACGAUGUCAGAGGUAGUAAAACAAUUGGAAGAUAUGAUAGAACGUAAAUCUUCGGCAUAUUCAGAGAUUCAACAAUCAUAUGGUUCUACAGAGAGAAUUAAAUCAAAAGAGGACAUAGAUGAUUUGAAUGAACCUAUACGAAGUAUCAUUUCUCAGAGUAAGACAAAACGAAGGAAGCAUCACAAACGAAGAGAGAAACAAAGAAAGUCACGAAUACACAAAAAGUUACCUGAAACUGAUAAUGAACGAAAGAAACCAAAAUCACGACGACAUGAUAUGAAAUGGCCACAUGGUGCAUUAUAA